This is a messenger RNA of Mya arenaria, 2526 nucleotides long. RefSeq lists its product as uncharacterized. The record is from RefSeq and is a predicted model, not a curated record. Lineage: Eukaryota; Metazoa; Mollusca; Bivalvia; Myida; Myidae. The transcript is spliced from 2 exons. Gene Ontology annotation, molecular function: protein binding. The coding region runs from base 16 to 2064 and encodes 682 amino acids.
UCAUAUUUAAUUAACAUGGGGAAGAAAACUAAUAAAAAGCAACCCAAAGCACUUGGCGUUGAUGGGCUGGAAUUGUUCGACAUUACAUGUUUCUCAUGCAAAAAGAACCAGAAGAAUAUUCAAGAUGGAAAAUUUCAUUGCAGAUUCUGUGGGGUUAUGUGUGAAAACUGUGCCGGUGAACAUCAAAAGACACCAAAGAAGUCUGGCCAUUGGGCUGACAAAAUAAAGCUUCUCAGUCACUAUGAACCGCCAGAAAUACCAACGUUUCAUCAUGUGAAUAAGUGUGAAAUCCAUUCUAAACGCCGAAUCAAGUCUUACUGUUUGGACCACGGCGCCUUGUGUUGCAAGGAAUGCGUACGAGACUUUCAUGCGGACUGUGUAGUGGAAGAAUUGCAUGUGAUGUGUGAAAAUAUCUCGAAAGAAAGGGAUAUUGUUGAAGCUAGGAAUGAGCUCACAGACUUGAAACGGAGGUCAAAUAUGACAGCGAACUCAAAGAAGAAAGAAAUCGUCCGAAUGGCUAAGCAAGCGGCGGACUUCGAGACUUAUGUUAAAGAACUACGCGAGAAGAUCAACAUGAUGUUUGACAAUAUGGUAGCUGCUAUUUUAAAAGAAAAAGAGGAGUUUUGCAAAGCCGAAACCGAACUUAUCCUUAAAGAUGUCGAAAAGCUGGACAAUAUUAUUCCAAUCGUCGACACUGCAAGUAAAAGUCUUAACCAGGCUUUUUCGGAAGGAAAAAGGGAAGGUAUGUGGAUAGCUAUGAAAAAAGUAGAAGCCGUGUUGACACAUUACGACGAGGAUGUAACGAAUAUUGAAAAUGAUAAAAACGAGGUGAAAUUUCAGUUUAUUGCCAAUGCAAGUUUGCAGGGUAUUCUUGGAGCACCAGAGAAUAUGGGCCGAUUGAAAAUAACAUCUUCGCGAUUACAUGGAAAAAACACCGAUAUGAUUCCAAGAAAGAUUGAACAGAAUCCUGAGAGGAACUCAAGAUUUAAACCCCCGUGGUCCGGGAAAGCACAGAAGCAGAAUGAUACACCAUGGAUGACAAGCACGAAUCUACACAGUCACGCACGAACUCAAUUGCCAGAUUUGGUGACCAACCAAUCAAGGCCAAGCAGUCAGGAUGGUCAUAAGACUACUAAAAGGACGGUCAUGACGCGUACACCAGUUGGGCUGUAUACACCAAAAGAAGGCACAAGGACAGAAAGAAAAUAUGGUUUCAUAAAUGAUCCUACAAAUAAAGUAAGAGGCGAUAUGUUUGGACCGACAAAAGAUGUGAAGUUGACAUACAUUGGUCGUAAGGAGAUAAUGGCUGAUGCUGAUCCUGAGCUAACGUCUAUAACUGCAUCGGCAUUCCUUCCUAACGGCAGACUUGUUCUUGUUGACAAUCACAACAAAACACUAAAAUUAUUUAGUGCUGCAUAUGAGUUUUUGGCCGGCGUUGUUCUCGAUGAGCGACCCUGGAAUGUCACUAGCUGCUACAAAACAGUAGUUGCGGUGUCAUACCCAUACGACAAAUCUGUUGAAAUAAUUACGACGGGUAUGGAAAUGAAAAUUGACGGGAAGAUAAAGACUGAUCGUCCAUGCCAUGGAAUGGGAUUUCAUAAAGUUGAAAAAUGGUUAUACAUAGUCUGUGGUUCUGGAAAAGAUGCCCAAAUUCAAGCCUACUCUCUUGAUGGUUAUCUUCGAAAAGUAAUAAUUCCAAAAGUAGGGGUCCUUCAUGAGCCUUGUUACCUCGUCAUGACAUCGGACAGUUCUAGGUUGUUCAUUUCCGAUCUUGAAAACGGCAUUGUCGGGUUUGACACUAGGCGCGGCGAUGUCAUAUGCCAGUACAAAGAUCCCAACAUUCAGAAAUACUGGGACCUGAAGAUUGAUUCAGACGGGCGCCUGUUUGUGGUGACCACGGACCCGGACUGUAUAUACGUCUUGAUGGGAGAGCACAAUGGCCAGCUGGUGAAGGAGUUCCUGUCGGGAAACAAGCCUUGCUCCAUUAGCUACAGUCCUGUUAACAAAGAUUUGGUUGUUACACGAUGGAAAGUUGAAGAAUUAGAAGUGUUUCGAUUUGUUUGAAAACUAAAUAAAUUUAACCUCAAGGUUUGAAAAAAACCAUAUACAUGUACCUGCAGUUGUUUUCUCAAUACGUGUUAAUUUUCCGAAAAAUCUCAAUUAUUUCAAGUUUUUCGGUAAUGAUAUUUCUAAACUUAAUAUAAUAAAAAUCAAAAUGUAAUUGGAGAAGCUUGGAAAAGUUUUUAGCAUGUUACCUAUGAACAAAAAGAGCUGUUUAUAAGAUUAUUUAAAGUGUCUUAAUGAUAGUAUCUCGGAGCUUCAAUUUGUAUGACAAAAUAAAACUAUUUGUAAUAUUAUUAUUUUUGUGUGGAGUCUCAAAAUUACAUCUCCAAUUAUCAUUCUAACAUGGCUAUGAAAUUUGCACUAUAAACGUGUGUAUAACAUCUGUGUCGUGGGAUACUGAACACCAUAUGCACCAUACUGGUUAUGUUUGUAAUUUCGACCACGUUAUCAUCAAUAUCUUUG